Messenger RNA from Penicillium brevicompactum, 1083 nucleotides. RefSeq names its product threonine aldolase family protein. The transcript has a single exon. The record is from RefSeq and is a predicted model, not a curated record. Gene Ontology annotation, molecular function: L-allo-threonine aldolase activity. Gene Ontology annotation, cellular component: cytosol. Bases 1 to 1083 code for a protein of 360 amino acids. Lineage: Eukaryota; Fungi; Ascomycota; Eurotiomycetes; Eurotiales; Aspergillaceae. Gene Ontology annotation, biological process: L-threonine catabolic process; glycine biosynthetic process.
AUGCCAGCAACAAGCUUGUGCCAAGAAGAGGACUGUCCUCCAUACAGCCUCAUGGAUGAUUACAGCGAAGGAGCCCACCCAUCAAUCCUCGAGGCUCUCCUGCGCACAAAUUCCACACAGCAAGCCACAUACGGAACCGAUGAGUUCAGCAUUGCUGCUCGCCAAUUAAUCCGGAAUAAGAUCGGCUGUGCCGAAGACGAUGCAGAUAUCUUCUUCGUGCCCAGCGGCACAUCCGCAAACCUUAUCUCAAUCGCCAGCUGCCUCCGGCCCUACGAGGCCGUCAUCACCCUCGAGUCCGGCCACAUCGCCUGCAAAGAAGCCGGUGCCAUCGAAGCAACCGGCCACAAGCUGAUCUUGGUGCCUCCCGUUGACGGCAAGAUGACACCUACGAAUCUUCAAAAGGCAAUUCAACAAAACCAAUUCUUCCCUCAUAUGGCCAAGCCCCGCCUUCUUUAUAUCUCUCAUGCCUCGGAAACCGGAACCGUAUACACGAAACGUGAGCUCACUGCCCUCUCGGCAAUUUGCAAGCAAUCGAAUCUGCUGCUUCUCAUGGACGGAGCACGAAUCGGCACAGCCCUCGCCUCAAAAAAGAAUGAUCUCACACUCGGAGAUAUCUUCGAUAUGACCGAUAUUUUCUGGAUCGGAGGCACAAAAGCCGGUGCCCUGAUGGGAGAGGCGAUCGUCGUCAAAAAGGCACUUGCCGAUGGCUUUGUCUUCCACCUCAAGCAACACGGCGCUUUACUAGCGAAGGGUCGAAUCCUCGGUGUUCAGUUCAUGGAGCUCUUCCGAUCAGAUUUAUUCUUCCAGCUGGCAACACAUGCCAAUGAAAUGGCACAGAGUAUCUCAAUCAAUUUCGAGAAACUGGGUUAUAGAUUGGCUGCAGAGACGGAGACAAAUCAGGUUUUUGUUAUUCUUCCACAGCAAUUGGUUCGGAGACUGCAGGACAGAUUCCGGUUUUAUGUUUGGGAGCAACUUGAUGACGGAAACUCCGUGGUUCGGCUUGUCACGUCUUGGGCUACGGAUGAAUUGGAGAUUAACAAGUUUAAUGCUUGGGUGCAGCAGUGGACUAUCGCGGCCAAUUGA